UAAGUGCUUUUUUUUAAUGCAAAAAGAAAGAAAUAAAAAAAGAGCUACCUAUUUUCCUCAUUCCUGCAGGUGCCCAACCCGAAUGACUUGUUGGAGCGCAUUUUCUGCAUUCUUAAUAGAUAGCCAGCAGGAAAUGCCUCUUAUAGCCGGGGCUGGAGGGGUAGAAAGUAGCGAGGGGAGGGUACAAAAUCCCCAGCCCCAGCUUCCGCAAGCACUGAGCUGCUCCUAGGUGGGCCCAACGACUCAGCAUCACCACACACCUUUGCUCAGCUGUCUCCAUCCAUGGUCAGGAAUUAAGCUGUCCCCUGCCAGUGUUGCUCACCAUGGAAGAGAUGGGGAAGACUGGUGUCCAGCUGCCGAAACCUGUAAAGACUGAGUGGAAUUCCCGGUGUGUCCUGUUCACCUAUUUCCAGGGGGACAUCGGCAGCGUAGUGGACGAACACUUCUCCAGAGCUCUGAGCAAUGUCAAGAGCCCCCAGGCAUGGAGCCCCUUGAACCAGAGCUCAGAUGUGAUCCUGCGGAAUGAUACUGACAUGCCUCCAAAUCAGUGGCGUUUCUCUUCUCCGUGGACCAAGCCAGAGCCAGAAGCAUCUUUUGCAUAUGGUGCCACCAACUGCGACUUGCACGGGCCCAGUCUCCUGACUCCGGAUCAGUACCCAGUGUCCCUGGCGGGGAGCCCCUCCGUUGAGUCUGACGAGCUGUGGCACUACCCCUCCCUAGGCAGCCCCAGCUCCUCAGAGCUUGGCUACCCUCAGGCCUACUCCAGUGGGCACAUGGUUCCAGAGCCCCAGCCUGAUGAGAAGUACGAGCCCUUCCUAAGUGUCCUCCAACAAGACCGACACCUAGUCCAUCCUCCGGAAUCUGCAGUGUGGGAGGAUUGCAGCUCUGCCCAGGUAGCCAGAAGCGUGGGAUUGCUCUGCGACUUGUCCUCCAGCUCAGCGCACGAUAAGAAAAUAUAUUUCCCCCCAGAUGGUGGACCUGCCAUUGCCAACCUUGCAAGUGAAAAAAACCAGUCUCCAGAACGAAGAAAUAUGUUCUUUUAUUGAACCUCAGUCCGAAGAAGAGAAUUCCUUUUUCCAAGCCUGCUUGUGAUUUUCUACUGUGAACCUAGAGGGUCUAGAGACCGCACCGUCCUUUUCCUCUUUCUGUCACCUGUUUCCCCUUAAAAUUCAACGCUUCUCUUGCUUGGCAUUUAUGCGCUGCGGCAGGCGUUUUCAGACUUCAGUGACUCCCCAGCGCAUGAUAUGGUUAAAAGAGCAGUUCAGGGAUGGGAACCAUAGAGGACUCCCCCCCUGCCUGCUUCUCCUACCUUCCCUGCACCUACUGCCCUCCUACUUAGAAAUCAGUCCCCUUACCCUCUACCAGCAGGGUCUUUCAAACCAAGACUGACCACGUGGUGUCCUAUGGGGUUGUCCCACUUUGCUAAUUGAAUGGAGGAGAUAGCAGGAAGGGCCCAAAGCUUUUUAACCUUAACCCAGACUAUGGCCACCUGCCCUCCUGCCUCUACCAAAGGCAAAAUGAAAAUGGGGUGGGCAAGACCCAUUGAAGAAGUUGAGGCUGGGUAUUCCCUGCAUCUUCAGAGUCUGGAAGGAAGCUGAGAAAGUUUGGGAAGGCACUCAUGAAUGAGGUCCUUUCGCUUGGGAUUUCUGAUUCCUCAAUUCUUAAAAAAAGUGAUUCCCAAUGGAGUUGCUGAGAAAUCUGAGAACUAACUUAUUGGAAAUUAGUUAGCAGACUGCCCCAUUCUGGGCUGGGCCUAGACUAAGUUCUGUGCCAAGAGCAUUUCUUAGUUGCGGAUCCAUGAGUUUCUUUCUGCCCUCACUUUGAGGGCAGGACUCUGGCAUCUGACCUCCCACGGGUGUUCAUCUGGACCUUGGUGACAACUUCUAGCCGAACACAGGGGCCCACCUGGCUUCCACAAACAAGGAAGCCUUCCCUUUAGCUCUUUCACCGUUAGUGACAUCUGGGAACCAUUAGAUCGUUUCAGCACAGAGCCGUUGGGGCCACCCAUGUGGAUAGCCACAGCAUCUUAGACAAAUUGGAGGGGAAAGACAAGGCUUCAUCUAAGACAUGGCAGCAGGACCUCCCUACAGAUUGUUCCAGAUCAAAAUGACACAUUUCUUCAAACUCCUUCAUGUCUCUAAUCUAGUAGACCGCCUUGUGGCCAGUGUGAGCUUGGCACUUAGACUGUGACAACCCCAGAAGCCCCUGCUGUCAAUGUUCGCCAUCCAUGCAGCACCCCUCCCCCCUGCUUGCUCCUGUGUCAUAGCUCGGAGGGUGGAUAAUAAAACUACUCUUUUGGGUUAUGCUAUUCUUGGU
Messenger RNA from Ailuropoda melanoleuca (giant panda), 2316 nucleotides. It is a transcript of the gene VGLL1, whose product is annotated as vestigial like family member 1. The coding region runs from base 324 to 1046 and encodes 240 amino acids. The transcript has 5 exons. The record is from RefSeq and is a predicted model, not a curated record. Gene Ontology annotation, cellular component: nucleus. Gene Ontology annotation, biological process: regulation of DNA-templated transcription. Lineage: Eukaryota; Metazoa; Chordata; Mammalia; Carnivora; Ursidae.